Messenger RNA from Aspergillus mulundensis, 1182 nucleotides. RefSeq names its product hydroxyacyl-thioester dehydratase HTD2. Bases 1 to 1182 code for a protein of 393 amino acids. Gene Ontology annotation, cellular component: mitochondrion. The record is from RefSeq and is a predicted model, not a curated record. Lineage: Eukaryota; Fungi; Ascomycota; Eurotiomycetes; Eurotiales; Aspergillaceae. Gene Ontology annotation, molecular function: (3R)-hydroxyacyl-[acyl-carrier-protein] dehydratase activity. The transcript is spliced from 3 exons.
AUGCUCCUCUCAAAAUCAGCGACGAGGUGGACAGCAAGAACCCUCCCCACCCGACUUACCCUCAACACCGCGCUCCUCCGCUUCUCCUCAUCAACCUCCGACUCCUCCGCAUCCACAGCCACAUCCGCAUCCCCAAUAGCAACCUCCUUCCUCUCACGCUUCCAAUCCCUAGGACCACAAUCACGCACCCAAACCCUCGACGCAAAUCAACUCCGCCUCCUCUCAUUGACACUCAACCGCCCAACCCUCUUCUCCACCUCCCCGCACCUCUCCCAAACAGCACCCAGCACAACAACAACCGCGAUCGAAGACGGAACACCACUUCCGGCAGGCUACCACCUCGCAUACUUCACGCCUGCAUUCCUAGAGAAUGAGCUCGGCGCCGACGGCACAGACACGAGCUAUAACCCGGCGCACCCGUUCACGCGGCGCAUGUGGGCGGGCGGGGAGGUCUCCUGGCCGCGGGACGGUAAGGGACGAGUCAAUCCGUUGAGGGUCGGGCAGAAGGUCACCGAGACGACGAGGGUGCUUAGUGCCGAGGCAAAGGUUGUGCGGAAGACGGGCGAGGAGAUGAUUGUUGUUGGGGUUGAGAAGGAGUUUGCGAAUGAGGGGGGUGUAGCGGUUGUUGAUAGGCGAAAUUGGGUCUUCCGCAAGGCGCUUCCACCGCCGUCGCAAGUAACAAUAGAUACACAGAACCUACCAUCACCAACGCCUCCCUCUUCGCAACCCGCCAGCACAUCAACAACAUCCUCCGCAGACGGCCUCACGCACACGCGCACCCUUCGCCAAACAGCCGUGACACUCUUCCGCUUCAGCGCACUUACCUUCAAUCCCCAUAAAAUCCAUUACUCGCAGCCGUGGUGCCGGCAGGUCGAGGGGCACAAGGACAUCGUUGUGCACGGGCCGUUGAAUCUGAUUGCGAUUCUGGACUUCUGGAGGGACGUUCGAGGUGCUGGCGCGGAUGCGAGCGCGUUCUUGCCAGAGAGAAUUGCCUAUCGUGCUACGAGUCCGUUGUAUGCGGAGGAUGAGUAUCGGAUUGUGCUCAAGCAAGGCGAGAAGGGAAGUGGGGAUGGGGAGAAGAGCGUCGUGGAGAUUCUUACGCCCGAGGGGAAUGUGGGUAUGAAGGCUGAGGUUGUGGCUACAUUGCAUUACAUCCUUGUUGUCGACGAGGCUAUCGCCUAA